Messenger RNA from Aureobasidium subglaciale EXF-2481, 591 nucleotides. RefSeq lists its product as uncharacterized. The coding region runs from base 1 to 591 and encodes 196 amino acids. The transcript has 2 exons. Lineage: Eukaryota; Fungi; Ascomycota; Dothideomycetes; Dothideales; Saccotheciaceae. The record is from RefSeq and is a predicted model, not a curated record.
AUGCCAUCCUUCCUCCUCUUUUGUAUGGCCCAAAUACCCUUGUCGACCAUCAACACGUUUCUACAAUUGCCAGGGCAUAACUUCUUCUCUCUCGUCCGAGAUACGUCUCAGUCGACUUCCGACCCCAUCGCCACUUCACCGCCAGUGGAUGGUUUCACUAGCGCCUUUAUGAACACCGACCAGAUUCGCGACUAUCUCUCCAAUCCUAAUGCACCAAUGAUAGGCGACCUCGAACCCUGUCAAUACGCAUAUCUAGACGAGCGCGGUGCUAGAGAUUAUACGGUCGUCUUGGCACACUCAUACAAAGCUCUAGAGAUGCAAGACCCAACUACCAUGACCGAAGACGAGUUGGCGCAGUGGGAUACUGAGCUUGAGGAGCGAGCAGAUGAACCUGAUGAUAUGUGGCGUGAGUGGCGCGUCAAGUUUAAGGAUGCAGAGCGGCUAUCGACUAUCCUCUCUCUCGAGAGUGACUUCACUGUCAAGUUAUACGAUGAUGAUUUCUUGGCAGCUCACGUUGCUGCUGAGGGUAUCUUACAGUUGGAGACUGCGUGGGCGGCGUUCGUUGCUGCCAGCUCUUCGGCUGGAGAAUAA